Manihot esculenta (cassava) is the source of this 2725-nucleotide messenger RNA. RefSeq names its product phosphoinositide phosphatase SAC6. Bases 633 to 2423 code for a protein of 596 amino acids. The transcript has 21 exons. Lineage: Eukaryota; Viridiplantae; Streptophyta; Magnoliopsida; Malpighiales; Euphorbiaceae. Gene Ontology annotation, molecular function: phosphatidylinositol-4-phosphate phosphatase activity. The record is from RefSeq and is a predicted model, not a curated record. Gene Ontology annotation, cellular component: endoplasmic reticulum. Gene Ontology annotation, biological process: phosphatidylinositol dephosphorylation.
AUAUUGCAUGCAUGCAAUAUGAUACGAGAGUUGUACCCUACAAUUUUUCUGGGAAAGGAACUUGUCUUUGUUUUUUUUUUUUUUUUAAAUCCAAAAGGAUGCUAUCUCCUGUGUUGACUUUGGGAACGUGUGUAUGGACUUCUGGACUGGAUUUAGGUUUUAUUCUUUGUUUUAUUGUAUUAGGCCGAGAGACUUAUUUAUUAAAAAAAGCUGUAGACGUGCGCUUAUUUUCGGAACAAAUAAAAUGAAGAAAAACAAAAAAGCCGUCGUCCAGUAACAGUUACUGGCAUUUGGUAAUCAAAUCCAACGGUGCAACUAGAGCAAGAAAUUCGUUAGCAAUUGACCAUGUCCAAAAGGGCCAGGUGAGCAACGGACCACUCCUUCGGUUUCAGAGGCCGAAAUGCAAGCAUAUUCCCUCGCCUUUUCUCUGUUGAAAGUUCAAGCCUCAAACUUCACUGUUCCUAACUUUUCAUACAGAAAGGGAACAAAUCCAAAUUCUGAAAAGAAAACUAUUCAAUUUUCUAAGCCAACGUUGUACCUGUUCUCCUCUGCUUUCAUUGGAUCUCAUACUUCCCAUGUCUGUGUGAUUUCUUCACUAAGGUUCAGGAAAUUGUGUAAUUGAUAAAAUAAUAAUGAUGGAGAGGGCAGAGUCGGGGCAGAAGCUAUAUACACGUAUGCGUCUCUGGGAAUUUCCAGAUGAGUAUGUGAUUGAACCUACCGAUGGAUCUUCUAGUUCUCCUUUGGCUGUUAGUCGGGUUGAUGGUUCCAUGAAACUCAUUGAUGGAGUUCCAGAAUGCAGCGCUCUUCGUGUUCCGAAAAUUAAGACUAUUUUUGGUGUAGUUGGGAUGCUUAAGCUUGUAGCAGGUUCAUACCUAGUAGUUAUAUCAGAAGGGGAAUCUGUUGGAUCGUAUUUGGGACAUCCUAUCUUUAAAAUUUCGUCAUUGAAGAUUUUGCCUUGCGAUCAUUCUCUUAAAGAUUCCUCUGUGGAACAGAAAAAGGUAGAGACUGAAUUCUCUGGGCUGCUUAGAGUUGCUGAGCGGACUUCGGGUCUUUAUUUCUCAUAUCACACCAAUUUAACGCUGAGUGCACAACGGUUGCAUGAUUUGGGUGAUGAAUCUAAAUUACUUCCUCUCUGGAGACAGGCAGAACCCAGGUUUCUAUGGAACAACUAUAUGUUGGAAGCUCUCAUAGAUAAUAAGCUUGAUCCCUACCUGCUACCUGUUGUCCAAGGGAGCUUUCAGAACUUUCAAGCAGCCAUUGGAAAAGAUAUAGUUGAAGUUACUUUGAUCGCUAGGAGAUGCACGAGGAGAAAUGGCACUCGCAUGUGGAGAAGAGGAGCUGAUCCUGAUGGGUAUGUUGCUAAUUUUGUGGAAUCUGAACAAAUUGUACAUAUGAAUGGAUUUACAACAUCAUUUGUGCAGGUUCGGGGUUCAAUGCCAUUUAUUUGGGAGCAGAUUGUCGACUUGACAUACAAGCCUAAGUUCGAGAUUGUCAAACCUGAGGACGCAUCUCAAGUAGCAGAGCGGCAUUUUCUUGAUCUGAGAAAAAAAUAUGGAGCUGUGAUAGCAGUAGACCUUGUUAAUGAGCAUGGAGGUGAAGGACGCUUGAGUGAAAAAUUUGCUAAGGCAACACAGCACAUCAUUAGUGAUGAUGUAAGAUAUCUGCACUUCGAUUUUCAUAAAAUCUGUGGGCAUAUUCACUUUGAGCGCCUUUCUAUCCUUUAUGACCAAAUUGCAGAAUUCCUUGACAAAAGCGGGUACCUUUUGUUGAAUGAAAAGGGUGAGAAAAUAAAGGAGCAAAUUGGGGUUGUAAGGACCAAUUGUAUUGAUUGCUUAGACCGUACAAAUGUUACUCAGAGCAUGAUUGGUCGAAGAAUGUUAGAAAUCCAACUUAGAAGGAUUGGUGUUUUUAGUGCAGAAGAAACAAUUAGUUCGCAUCCAAAUUUUGAUGACAGCUUUAAAAUAUUGUGGGCCAAUCAUGGGGAUGACAUAAGCAUCCAGUAUUCUGGAACUCCUGCUUUAAAAGGAGAUUUUGUAAGAUGUGGCCAGCGGACAGCGCAAGGGAUCCUUAAAGACGGUUGGAAUGCACUUGCCCGCUAUUAUUUCAACAACUUCUCUGAUGGUGUAAAACAGGAUGCAAUUGAUCUCUUACAUGGACAUUACAUCGUUUCUGUAAACCGAGAUAUGACCCCUCCAUCUCAAACAGGAGGCCUUGAGAAUAUAGCUUCAUUUCCGCUGGCUUUAUCAUUGGUCAUGACUGGGUUCUUUCUUUCCAUGAUGUCACUCUGCAGAGUUCCAUAUGAUCUCAGGCACUUAUUCUUCUUGCUUAUAUGGGCAAGCCUUACUGCUGCUAUUGCAGCAUUUGUGAAAGCCAAUGGACGGAUUUUCUGCAAUCGGCCGCGUCUGCAUAAACCAAGGCGUUGAUAUGGGUUCAGAAUGUUCUCUCAUAUAUGACUUCCCUGUGAAAUUCUUAGGACGAUGCUUAUUUUUUAUUCUUUAAUCAGCCUACGUAGCUUUGAUACGUGAUGAAUUCAUGCAUUUGUUGGCCUGAAUGGCAAUUUCAUUUUUGUUGUAUUUCAAUUUUUUUAAUCAUGUAUAAUUGGGUUUUCUUUACGCGUUGUUCAAGCUCAAAAUGUUUAGGUGGUAGGGUUACAGGAAUUGUUUACAGCUUGAACAUUUUUGUAUCAAACCUACAACGCCCAAAAUUGAUAUAGUUGCUUUCUAUA